Molecule: messenger RNA, 2918 nt
Organism: Cydia strobilella
Lineage: Eukaryota; Metazoa; Arthropoda; Insecta; Lepidoptera; Tortricidae
Product: membrane alanyl aminopeptidase-like
Exons: 16
Coding region: 28-2883 (951 amino acids)
Biological process (GO): peptide catabolic process; proteolysis
Cellular component (GO): cytoplasm
Molecular function (GO): metalloaminopeptidase activity; zinc ion binding; peptide binding
Source: RefSeq, a predicted model, not a curated record
UUGUCGGGCGAAUGGUGCAACGUAAUCAUGUCGGCCCUCAAGCUGGUUAUCCUGCCAGCGCUCCUGGCGCUUGCCAUUGCGGAGCUGCCUAUUGACGUGCUCGAGGUCCAAGAAACACUCUACAGGAAUGAUGACGUGGAUCCAACUAUUUACCGUAUUCCAGAGGAUUUUGACCCUGUGCAUUACGACGUGGAAAUUAUCCCUUACUUUGAAGAUGAAGGAGAUAAAGAAGCGUUUAGUUUCGAUGGAGUAGUAAGCCUUGAGCUUAAGCCAAUCCGAGACGGACUGACUUCCAUCACCCUGCAAGAAAAUGUACGGUCGAUAAUUUCAGUAGACCUCUUCGACAGUACCGGAUCCCCUAUAGAGUUGAACCAAUUCCUCCCUUUCGAGAGAAUCAGGGAAUACCACUUCCUGAAGAUUAACCUCAGAGAUAAUGCGACCUUGGUCAAUGGAGAUACCUAUGUUGUCAAAAUCGCUUACGUUGGUAAUAUUAACGAAACCCCUCUGUCUCGCGGCGUUUUUAGAGGCAGUUACACAGGCAGCGAUGGACUACUUCACUGGUAUGCGGCUACUCAUUUGCAGCCUGUGAACUCAAGACAGGUGUUCCCAUCUUUCGACGAGCCUGGUUUCAAGUCCACUUUUCGGAUGAUGAUUACUAGGCCUACGCACUUUGGGGAAACCUACUCGAACAUGAGGAUUGCUAGCACCGUGGCUCUCGGAAACCGUAUCAGAGAAGUGUUCCACGUAACUCCCAGAAUGCCAGCUUACUUAGUCUCCUUCCACGUGAGCGAAGAAUUUACCGUCCUGGCUGACAACAACGAUAGAGAAAGACCGUACCGAAUCCUAGGCAGACCAACGGCUGUUGGCCAAGGAGAGUAUGCUUUAGAAGUCGGGCCGCCGAUAACGAAAUGGCUGGAAGAUUAUUUCGGUAUCGAGUACUAUGGAAUGGGAGAAGACAUGAAGAAUGACCAGAUUGCUGUGCCUGACUGGGCUUCUGGUGCUACUGAAAAUUGGGGCUUCGUGAGUUACAGGGAGCUGCGUCUUCUGUAUGAAGAAGGCGAGACUAACGCUUUGGAUAAGAUGUAUAUCGGCACGAUCACAGCGCACGAGCUGGCUCACAAAUGGUUCGGCAACCUGGUCACCUGCAGGUGGUGGGACAACGUGUGGAUCAACGAAGGCUUCGCCAGUUACUUUGAGUAUUUUGCUAUGGAUGGAGUUGAUCCGUCAAUGGAGCUCGCAGACCAAUUCCAAAUCAUGUACGUGCAGUCAGCCCUGUCUACUGAUGCUUCUGCUGCCACUCGCGCCCUGCAGCACACCGUUAACAGCCCCGCUGAAGUCACCAGUCACUUCUCUGGCAUCAGCUACUCUAAGGGUGCUACUUUCCUGUUAAUGCUGAAGUAUUUGUUCACUGAGGAGACUUUCAAGAAGGGAUUGAAUUAUUUCUUGGAAGAUCGGUCUUACGAACACGCCUUCCCUGAACAUCUCUACGAAGCCUUCGCCCGCGCCGUGCAAGAAGAUAGCACUAGCGUGAGCAACAUCAACGUUGAGGAUUUUAUGAAGUAUUGGGUCGACGAGCCAGGAUAUCCCGUGCUUAACGUUGAAGUCAAUACGAAUACCGGCGUCAUUAGCUUAAGCCAGGAACGCUUCUUCAUCAGCGCCACAGCCACUCAAACCGAGCAAGUCUGGCCACUGCCUUUGACCUGGACAACCGGCAGCAACCCUAACUUCGAGAACUUACGACCCUCGCAGAUUAUGACGGGCAAAACCGACACCGUACAAAAGACAGCCGGUGUUGAAGAAUGGGUCAUAUUCAAUAUUCAGCAGAAAGCUGGUCUCUACAGAGUGAACUAUGACACGAACAAUUGGCAGUUGCUGGCAGCCGCGCUGAAGGCCGAUAUCAACUCCAUCCACUACCUGAAUAGAGCUCAAAUCGUCGACGACGUGUUCAGUCUGAUGCGCUCCGAGCGCAUGACCUAUGCCCUCGGCUUGCAAGUGCUGGACUUCUUGAAGGAAGAAACCAACUACUACGUGUGGUACCCGGCCAUCACUGGCUUCAGUUGGCUGAGGAACAGGCUGUUGCAUCUGCCUGCCAUGAGGGAGACCUAUGACGAACUCAUGUACAUCUUCCUGGAUUCCGUGAUCGCCGACCUGGGCUAUGACGUGGUCCCCGGCGAGUCCCUCACCAGGACCUUGAACCGGUUCUUCGUGCUGUCCUUCGCCUGCUCCAUCGGACAUGAGGCCUGCGUCAGCAACGCUCAGGAGAAGUGGAACGCGUUCAAAAAUAAUGGUGUCAGCGUGAACCCGAACCUGCGUCGUCACGUGUUCUGCGAGGGUCUCCGCGCUGGUGACUACCAGGACUGGAACUUACUGUACCAGCGGCGUCUCAGCUCUAACAAUCAGGGCGACGGUGUCGCCAUGCUGCGGGCUCUUGGGUGCACUAAAGAUGAGACGGCUGUCAAAGAAAUGCUGGAGAAGAUCCUCACCGACGACGUCAAGGCCCAGGAUCGAGUGAAUGCCUUCACUUUCCUGUACAUAGGCAACCGAGAGAACGCCAACAUCGCCCUCGAAUUCCUUAAGGAAAGGAUCGAUGACGUCAGAAGAGCAACGGUACUCCCGGCGGCUUUCAACAGCAUACUUUCCAAUCUCGCUGGCUACUUGAAUGAAGAAGGACUUAACGAGAUGGAAGAAUGGCUGCACGCUGAGCAGGCGUCCAUCCCCGAAUACAGCGUAGGCAUCAGCUCCAUCGCCUCGGCCCGCGCCAGCAUGCAGUGGGGAACAGACCGCGCCGACACCAUCAUAACUGCCGUCAGAGGCUCCGCAGCCAUUGCUGUCCCCAGCUUCUUGUUGUUGGUCGCUUCUCUACUAACUCUAUUGAGGAAUUGAAGUUAUCAAGCCUCCUGUGGAUACUGCCCUGCUAA